CACUCCCUCUCUCUGUUCACCUUGUCUGUUCCGGCUGUAUGGUUUAUUGUUGCGUCAGAGCCAAAGAGAGCCAGCGAGAAGCAUGCCGGGGGAGAGCACUCACAGAUCUGUCCCCACCGACAAACAUCCAGAGCAGGGAGCUGAGGAGACAGGGCUCCCUGGACCAGACAUGACCAGACACCCAUCUACUGACUCCACCCCUAGCGACAGUGGCUCCUCCCCUAGUGACAGUGGUUCUAGCCCCUCUCCCAGUACUCCUCAGAAGCUACUCCCAGCAUGCACCUCUCCAUUUGGACCACGCCUAUUUCAUGCAACACCUAACUCCUCUGGUACUCCAAGACCUCAACCUGAAGGCUCUGACCAUCGCAACAACACACCCAGACUGUCUGGAAAGUUAGGUGGUCAUGGACCGUGUGGCCGCCAUGUCCCUGUUAAGAUGGAGAGAAUCAAGGUCCUGACUGGUUCUGAGGUGGAGAGUGACUAUCAAGAGCCACAGACCAUUGAUGCACGGGUGGUGAUGGGUCAAGAGACACUGCUCAAAACAACAGAAAUCCGAAAAACGACCCCCAUCGCUGAGCCAAGUGGUCAGGCUAUCCCUUUGCCACCUAUUCCAAGCUUUUCAGGUCCUCAGUCACAAGCAAAAGAGACCCAGCUGGAAACCAGCAAAGAGGAAAACCAAGCCCAAAGCUCCCCAAAACAGCAGGAUCAGCAAAUAGACCCUGUGCAGCCUCCAACCACACUCCCUUCCCCUUUUCAGAACCCUCCAUGUCCUUCUGCCUCCUCCCAAGAGCAAAUCGCAACAGAUGACAAUUUAAAAGACAACCAGGAAGAGGAUCAAACCCUUUCUCUUGACGAAGUGCCUUCCCUUCCUGUUUCUGAGCUGGCCUGUCCAGUUGCUUUGUCCUUCUCUGAGCCGGCUUACGCUGUCGACCCACUACGAGUAGGUGUGCCCUCAUCUCUUGACCCUGACCUGUACUAUACCGCCCCUUCCACCCCAAUAAAGAUGGCCUCCCGCUCUUCACACCUUAAACAUCAUUCAUAUCCUGGCUCUCCAGCAUGCCCACUCUCCCCUGGCUCUCCCUCAGACAGCGAGGACCUCUGUUCCCCUCUCACCUCUCCCUCUGGCUCUUAUAUCACAGCGGAGGGAGGCAGCUGGACCUCCUCUUACACAUCUUCCACCUCCCCCUCCACUUCUCCCAACCUGCUUCUCACAGAAGAAACACAGGAGGCCCCUGCUUGCUUUGUAGGUUCCUUAUCAGAAAUUGGAGAUGAAGUUGGGGAAGAAAAGGGACGAGCAGGUCCAGAACGGGAGGAGGAAAGGACAGGAGACUUCUGCCUGUACCGUCCUGAGGAUUUUGUCAUGAAUUCACGGAUGGGUAUAACAGGAACAGUGAUCCUCGAGGAGGAUGAGGCUCUAAAAGGGGAAGAGAUAAAGGUUUCCAGAGAAAGUUGCCGUCCUUGCUGGGUGACUGAGGAUUCAUCCCCCCUGAGGAGCAGUAGCAGCCGUAGCAGUGAUUCCCAGGAAGAUGGGGGAGAGUCUGAAAGCUCACUCUGCCCACUGGAAGAGGCUGUAGCAGGGAGAGUGGGGUACUCUAGACCCAUGCAGACAGGCCUGAAACUGCAACUGGAUGCAUGUAUAUCAGAGGAACAUUAUGGACAGAUGGAUGACCACCCAGAACUACCCUCCACUGCCUUGACCCCAGACACAGAGAGCAUGACCAUGGCCUCAUCUAGCCUUAGCCCUGACUCACCUGUCAGCCCCCUGGAUGCCUUCUGUCCUGGAGCCUUUGGUAGGCUCGGCCACAGUUCUUUCAUGCUCUCCCAAGCAGCCUGCACUGAUGAUAUACCAGAGGAGGAAAGGAUGAUCCCUGCCUCCCUUAUUUCCUUUCCCCUCCACACUAGCCUUAUCUUUAAGGCCGAUUCAAUGGAAAUCACCCUCUUCCCCACAGAAGAUGAGAAUGAUAUAGGAGAGGAUAAUGACAGAAAUGAAGGCAAGGAUGUUAAUGCUUACGCAGCAGGAGAAGAGGAAGCAGAUGUCGAAGAUGACGAUGAUGAUGAGGAAGAGGAUGAUGAUGAUUAUGAUUAUGAUGAUGAGGGUGAUGGCAAUGCUAAUGGUGCUGCUGAUGGUGAUGACGAUGAUGAAAAUAAUGAAGAUGGUGACCAUGAUGUGGCAAGUGAGGAAGCUAAGGUAGAGGUGAAAGUGGUAGAGGAGGAGGAGGAGGGGGAAGAAGAAGAGCAGGAAGAGGAUGAUGAGGACUGUGACAGCAAAGCAGUAGAGGAUCCUACAGAUGAGGACAGCUCAGCGUCCUUCCUUCAUUCACUUUCAGAGACAUCUAUCAAUGAGGGGUUGGACGAAUCUUUCUGUUUCCAAGACGAUACAGAUGACUCAUUAGAUUCUGCCUCCUAUAACGGGGAAGAAGACGAACGUCUAUACAGCACUGAGAGGCAUGCACAAUCACUCGAACCCACACCAGUGGAUGCAGUUGAACUAACAGGAGUCCAAACAGAACCAGAACAGGGGUCUACGACUAAAACAGGUCAAACUGAACCUAUGCACACACAACCGAGCACAGAGGAACUUGUGGAUCAGCCCCAAACCACCUGUCUUUCUGAAUCCAUCGCUACCAACCCCAAAGGCAACAAUACAGAACCCAAACCUCUGGAUGAACCUUCACCCCCUGAACCCCAGUCAGAUACUGAACUGGAAUCUGCCAGUGGAAUAGGUCAAACAAAACCUUUGCACAUACAAGUGAGCACAGACAAACCAGUAGAUCCUUCAGAAGCAAUGUCUCAUCAACCAGAGUCCUCCAGCAACCUGGAUGAGAGUGGUAGUGAAAGUGAGAUGAUGGAUAUCUCUGGUUCUUCCAACCCUCUUGAGCAGCCUAAAGACAGUCCAUAUUUAAAUCUUUCCACCACUCCUGUUGUCAUUUGUGGUCCACCUGACCCUGCAGCUGAGUUCCACACCUCUCCUCCUUCUGCUGCUUCUGCACAGGAGAUAAAAGACCUUAACAGUUCAGGUCUUCUGGAAAAAAUGGCUGGUGAAAAUCCCCAGAUAAAAGAUGAUGAUUUGGAAGAGAGCAAUGAUUAUUCAGGUGAGGAACCCACAGAAGAACCACUAGAAAGAGACUCUUUCAAAUUGCUCAUCAAGCCUCGUCAUUAUCAGCCAGAAAGCCGCAGGACUGUAGGAGUAAGUAGACUUGCAUUAUCGAAGUCUUUCUCCAAUAAAGCAGAUGUGCUUGGAGGUGCAAAGGCCUUAUGUAAGACCAGUACUCACAGGGAGUCUGACAUUGAGCUUGACCAGAGGAAUGGGAAUGCCUCAGCUGAGUCAAUGAGUAUGGAGUGUAGAAGCCUUGAUUCUGCCACCAAUGACUUGAAUAAGGGUGUUCUUCUUCUCUCCUGCCCCAAAGACCCUAGUCCUAACCCCAGUAAUAUCCCUGUUUCUGCCUCUCCAGAGAUAAUCUCAGAACUUGCUGACAAUCUGGCCCUGACCCCUGACCACUGCCCUGGUGACUCUGCCCAGGAAAACCUGAGAGAAAACACUCUGACUACUGAUGAGGGGGUGCUGGGAGCUGUUGGAUCCCCACACUCCCCCCUUGCUAUCUCACCCAAACGGGAAAACUCAGAAACAGACAGCAGAGGUGGGAGCAGGGAGAUGUGUCCUGAAUCUGGAGCAUGGUGUAAUGACAGGAUGGGCCUGGGGUUUGGUCUAGGAUUAGGAUCAGGGGCUGACUUUGGUGUCUGGGGAGCAGGGGAGUCUCUCUCCCUGUCUCUGGGGAAGAGGUAUGAGUUAGAGGCAGAGGGUCUGCUCAUGUGUGACACAGAGGGCCAAAGCACACAGACGGCCAUGGUUCCCAACAUGAGCAGUGAAGUGUGCGAAAAUUAUGAUAAUGUUUUGGGUUCUGUUCUGGAUGAGGAAGACAACAACAGUCUGUGUGGAAAAAGGGACCGGAUGGCAGAUGAAGAAUUGGUAGGAGAGGGAGCUUCUGAGUCCAACUUGGCUUGUUGGAGAUCAAUUGAGGAGAUCUCUGAAGCAGGGGGAGGAGAGGAUGGAAGCUCCAGAUUCCCAGAGGAUGAUGUUAGUAAUCUAAAUCCAGACAAUGAUGGCGAUAACACGGACACAUUAAUACAAGACACAUGGAAGAAUUCAAACAAUGACAAUGACUCUGCCUUUAACUCCUUGGAAGUGGCCAUGUGUGGAAGUCUGAAUGCUCUAUCAGAGGAAGUGAGACCCCAAAGUGUGAGUAUCAGUGUAAGAGAAUCUGUGUCUAAUAUUCCACUCGAGGAAAUGCCACCUCAACUCUCUGACACAAUGCCUGAUGAAGGGGAACAAAAAGACAGCUCCGUAAACCAGGCUUCAGACACUAAACAAACACAAUCCUCUAAGGACGAGGCCUGUGGCAUAUCAGUGCCAUUAGUUGAAACUCACAUGGACAAAGUGGCAACAACCGAGCCUCUCAGCUCAACAGAUAAAAUCAAGUCAAGAUGUCAUACGAGUCCAGAGUGUCAGACAAUCACUCCAGAGAGUAACACAGCAUUUUCUUUGCUACAUGGAUCCUUUGGUUCCUUUACUCCUAAAUGUAAAUCUAAUGAAUCCAGACCAAGCAGAGCUUGUCAAGACAAGGUGGAAAAUACUGGUUCUCCAUCAGAACCAGAGAUAGUGGAGCCUCAGACUGAAGGCCAAAGAAAAGGUGAUGCCAGUCCUGUGACUGACGGACUUGUUGAUGAACCAAAGACUAAAGAUGCCUUUAGAGGACAGCAACAUGUUGUUUGUAACUCAGGGGAAGAAGAUGAGGAGGAAAAGGUGAAAGAGAAAGCAAAAAAGAGAGGCGAAGAGAAAGAUGAUGAGAACAAAAGGGAAAGAAAAACCUCUCCUGCACAUAAUGGCCCAGAGCACUUUCCGUGUCACACCCCAAAAGGGGAACUUUGCACAGAUAAACCAAUUGCUGCUAAGAAGGGGAGGAGAGGGAAGCAGAACAAACACAGGGCAUCCCAGACAGCCAGUCAUGUUGACUCUAGCCCCGAAUCUGUUGAUGAUCCAAAGAAACCUUCUGUUCCAUUAAAUACCACAGCAGAUGGACGGUCAAAGGGGGUCUCAGACACUUCUACAACGAAGACAGGCCAAAAGGCAAACAACAAAGCUUCAACAUCGGACUGUCAACAGAGGACAUCUGGGACAGACAAAGUUCAAUUUGGUUCACAGAUGCGGAGGGAUAACAGUCCCAGUCCUGAUGUCAUAAGUCCUAGUCAUGGAUACUGCAAUUCUACCACACAUAUCCCAGACAACCUCAACGCUGGGUUGGCAGUGAACCAAGAAUUACAUCAGGAACAGGAAGUGCUUGAUAACAGACCACUACCUGAUAGUCAGAGGGGAAUCAUGGUGGAUAUUAAUGACAACAACAUAGAUACUGGCCACAGCCCACCUGCCCAUGACACCAUAUCAUACUCCCUGACUCCACUGUCUUCCUCACCCUCUCCUGUUUCCUCUUCCUCCCCUCUACCAUGUGCCUCAACAGAGCCAGAGGAUGAUCUUUCCACACCUGUGCAGGAAUCCCAACCUGUCCUCUCAGCCCAGCAACAGCCUUCACUGUCCAUAUGCCACUCCACCCCUACGCUUCGCUCUACCUCCCCCACAGUACAACAAACCUCCGAUUCCCAAAUUCUUCCUAACAAGAACCUCCAAGAGGUCACUGUUGUCCUUUCUGCAUCAACUACAUCUACCACAAAUGUCUCUUCACCCUCAUUCUCCACUGCCAUGCCGUUAAGCCUGUCCCAGCCUACCCAGGAGUCGUCUUCACCUGCACCUGGGACUGGAGAUUCAGCAUGUGUUCCAGAAUCUAUUUCCCAUCCCCAGUCUCAGGCUAAUCUCAACAUCCAGCCUCACAAACAAAUCAAGCAAGGCUGCACGUGGAGCACACAAGACAGGUGCAGAGGUCCCAGUUUGGCUGAGGAGGAGACAGACAGUGAGGAUGAUGGUGGACUGCCUCGGCAUGGUCACAGAUCCCAGGCCAGAGGAGUGGCAGGAAACAGAAACGGAGCCAUGCAGAGAGAGUCUGGUCCGUCUAAUCAACGGGAAAUACAACCUUUCUCUGCCCACCAAAUAUCCGACAGACAGUCAGGCUGUCCGAUCAACCACAGCCACAAGAUUGCAGAAGAGAUCGACCUAUCCUUCAAAAACAAUUGCUCCAUAUUGGCUUCCUGUAAUGAGUCUGAGAGCGAGGGGUCAGUGCCUGAGCUAGAGGAGCCAGAGCCACUGAGACCAUCAGAGCCCCAGUCUAUCUCCUUUGCAGAUGAAGGGCUAAACAGACCGAAACAGAGCCGCAGUGAGAAGAAGGCCCGCAAGGCCAUGUCUAAACUGGGUCUGAAGCCGGUCCAUGGUGUGACUAGAAUCACCAUUAGGAAGUCCAAGAGUAUCUUGUUUGUCAUCAGCAGACCAGAUGUGUUCAAAAGCCCCGCAUCAGACAUUUACAUCGUAUUUGGAGAGGCAAAGAUUGAGGACCUAUCUCAGCAGGCUCACAAAGCAGCUGCUGAGAAAUUCAAGGUGCCUGUGACCUCUUCUCCCUUGGCCCCACCUGUCCCACCCAGUCUCACCAUUAAGGAGGAGAGUGAAGAGGAGGAAGAAGAGGUGGAUGAGGGAGGUCUUGAGCAGAGGGAUAUCGAGCUGGUGAUGGCUCAGGCCAACGUGUCACGAGCCAAGGCCGUCCGUGCACUGAAACACAACAAGAAUGACAUUGUGAAUGCUAUCAUGGAGCUGACCAUGUGAGUGGUGAGGAUGAUUUGACUCCUGACCCCCUCCUCCAGCCUAUAAAGCCUAAACGCCAUUGACUCUUCUGUAUCGCUGCUACUGUAUGUUGCAUCCCCAAUAUCUGCUAAAUAAAGUCUGUUCCAACGUGGGCUUUGAGUCCACUGUCAGAUUGACUUUACUGAAAAGAUUAAAGAUGGUUUGAUGUAGGUGACACUCCCCGACCGCCGCACAACCCUGCAGCUAAGCGCCUCAACCACUGAUUUUGUGUGAAUGCAGCUGAACUUGUUUUAAAAUUAUAGGGGCAGCGCAGUCUUUUACGUUCUGCAAAUUCACAAGGCUCAUAUUUCAAACUGCUGUUCCCUGUUUUCAGGAUUAGUCCGUCAAUCGACCAACCAACGCCCACACCUUUUUGCAUUGUCUUUGCUAAUCUUUCAAAAACUAUCGUAUCAUUAUAUAUCAUACU
Epinephelus moara (kelp grouper) is the source of this 7205-nucleotide messenger RNA. RefSeq names its product NAC alpha domain containing (gene nacad). Bases 83 to 6760 code for a protein of 2225 amino acids. Lineage: Eukaryota; Metazoa; Chordata; Actinopteri; Perciformes; Serranidae. Gene Ontology annotation, biological process: protein targeting to membrane. Gene Ontology annotation, cellular component: cytoplasm; nascent polypeptide-associated complex. The transcript is spliced from 10 exons. The record is from RefSeq and is a predicted model, not a curated record.